AUGUAUCGCAAUCCUGUUCACUGCGGGACCGAUCGCCUGCGUGCUUUGAAGUAUGUCGACGUGGACAGUGUGAACCAACGCACGGCACGCAUUGUGAAUGAAUGGGAUCGGUUGGGUCAGUUGUCUCAACGACGACGUGAAGGAAUUCAUAAAAUCUUAGAUGUGUUGAAUCACAUCGACCGAUUACAAAUGUCUUUUGCAAAACGAAUUUCGGUAAGUUUGCCGAUUGAUUGGUUGAAACGGGUGACAUUUAAUAACUGGUUGGAACAAGCCAACGAGGACUUGCAAGAUAUGUUCAUUGUGAAUAAAGUGGAAGACAUCAUGGCUCUACUGAACGGGCACGAAAACUUCAAAAAGACUUUGCCGACUGCCGAGAAAGAAUUGCGUGAAAUGCUAUCCGAGGCGCGCCAAGUGCAAGAAUUGAUUCAAAUCCAUAACUUAUCCCCACAGCUUGCAGUCAAUCCGUACACUUAUGUGGACUAUCAGACAUUGGAAUCCAGAUGGGAUGCAAUGUGCAAGCUGAUUGGACCGCGUGAUCAGGAGCUGCGUGCGGAAUUGGCACGACAAGAACAGCAUGAACAAUUACGCAGACAAUUUGCACAACUGGCCAAUCGGGCCGGGCCGCAUUUGGAACGGUUGUUGGACGCAGUUCACGCGGUUCUGAGCACGCCGAAAGUCGCCUUGGAAGAACAGUUACGCCAGCUCCAGAAAUUGGAAGAGGACGCAGAGAACUGGAGACCGAAUUUAGCCGAACUGGAACGAUGCUUCCAGUCUGUCCAAGAAGCCCGUAUCACUUACAAUCCGCACACACGUUAUACCAUGGAUACAUUACGUGUGGGCUGGGAGCAGUUGCGGACCAAUCUGAAACGUGCGCAAAAUGAAAUUGAAAACCAAAUUCUGGCCCGGGAUUCCCGUGGCGUAUCUGAGAAGCAGAUUGACGAGUGUCGUCGCUGUUUCAAUCACUUUGAUCGUCAACGAACACGACGUUUGGACCCGUUGGAUUUCCGUGCUUGCCUGGUCUCUUUGGGUUACAAUAUUCCGAAGACUCCACAAGGUGAGGCUGAUUUUGCUCGAAUCAUGAAAUCGGUCGAUCCGAAUGGCACCGGAUUUGUCACUUUCGACUCGUUUAUGCAUUUCAUGACAAGACAGACAUCUGAGGCCGAUACCGCGGAACAAAUGGUCGAAUCAUUCCGUUUGAUGGCCGGAGACAAGCCGUACAUCACAGCUGAACAGCUUCGACAUGAAUUGCCACCGGAACAGGCUGAGUAUUGUAUCAGUCGGAUGAAACCGUACAAGGGCCCUGGAGUGACGAGCGGUGACGCGCUGGAUUACACGACAUUCGCCACGGCGUUGUAUGGUGAAUCGGAACUAUAG
Echinostoma caproni is the source of this 1374-nucleotide messenger RNA. The record is from the annotation of a GenBank genome assembly. Lineage: Eukaryota; Metazoa; Platyhelminthes; Trematoda; Plagiorchiida; Echinostomatidae.